CCAUGCAAUUGUCUUCUUCUCUUUCUAUUCAGUAUUCAUCCCCACUACUUCAUGUAUUUUGGCGCAACUAACAAUAUCCUCAAUUCCUUCUUUAAACUCCCUUGUGUUUACUGUUCUUAAAGUUAGUAUAACACUACAUACAUACAUAUAUACAUACAUACAUCUUAUAUUUCCAGCUCCAUCACUUAUCUCUUUCUCCCCCAUACUUUGUUCCCUCACCCUAACUUGCAUUGUCUCUCCAAAAUUUUGUUGUUGUUCUUUGUACUUUUAUAUAUUUUAUUUUAUUUUUCACAUUUUAUUUAUUAUAUUAUAUUACAAAAACCAUUUCAUAUAAUUAAAAUAAUUAAGUUCAUCUGACAUACUAUAAAGUAUAACUUAAGUUAUACGGGCUAUAUUAUAUACUCCACAUAUAUAAAACUACAACUGAAAUACAAUGUCUAGCAGAAGGUCACGGUCUAGACAAUCUGGAGGUUCCAGAAUUACAGAUGAUCAAAUUCAAGACCUUGUUUCCAAGUUGCAGCAACUUCUCCCUGAGCUUCAUAACACCCGUCGCCCCGAUAAGGUAUCAGCAGCUAGGGUAUUGCAGGAGACUUGUAAUCGCAUAAGAAGCUUGCAUAGGGAAGUUGAUGACUUAAGUGUGAGAUUAUCUCAGCUGUUAGAAACAACUGAUACUAAUCAAGCUGCACUUAUUAGGAGUUUACUUAUGCAAUAAUUACUUUCUCUUCAAUUUUCUUGUUUUUAAUUAAUAAUUUCCUUUUCUUAUCUUGUUUUUCUUGUAUUUUUUUAAUUUUCUUGGAUGCCCCAAGCUAGCUUUAAUCUAGUUGUCAAUGGGAGCUGUAGUAGGGCAGUUUGAUUUCUUGUUGUAAGUUGUCUAAGCCCCUUCCUAGAGCAAAUAAUCUUAUUAAUUUUAAUAAAAUGGACCUUCAUUUUGAGUGUAAAAGGAAUAUUGAUUUAUCUUUUUCCCCACAUAUCUUUUAAGAAAACAGCUCCACUAAAAGUUUAAA
Amaranthus tricolor (Joseph's coat) is the source of this 1004-nucleotide messenger RNA. Its product is annotated as transcription factor PRE3-like. Bases 434 to 712 code for a protein of 92 amino acids. Gene Ontology annotation, molecular function: protein dimerization activity. The transcript has 2 exons. The record is from RefSeq and is a predicted model, not a curated record. Gene Ontology annotation, biological process: regulation of DNA-templated transcription; regulation of growth. NCBI's taxonomy places the organism in Eukaryota, Viridiplantae, Streptophyta, Magnoliopsida, Caryophyllales, Amaranthaceae.